CUCACCAUGACCCGCCCAGUGGACUGGGCGGCCGAGGAGCGCAAGCUCCAGCCUGUCUUUGACGACAUCCAUGAGGGACGCCUGAAGACAGCCCAGGCGGCCGUGGACCGCUGGCUCAAGAAACACCCAAAGUCGCAGACGGCGCUGGUCGCGCGCAUGAUGCUCGCCGACCUCACCGGGCAGGGCCGCGCCGCGGUCCUAAAGGUCUACGAGGACGUGCAAGCGACUGCACCCCUCUCACCGCGCUCUAUUUGGCGCGUCGCCGCCGUCCUCCGGAGCAUCCGGUGCCCCGAAAUGGUGCUCGACAUGUUCCAGGCGCUGUGGGAGCAGCGUCCCAGCGUCCCGGACCUGGGAGACCAGGUGUUCUUCGAAGCCGCGGCGAUGGGCAAAACCGACUUGAUGGCUAGCACGUCCCGCAAGACGUUCAACUUGCAGAAGAUGCCUGCGCGGGCGCGCCUGGCCGCUUACGCCGCGUGGGCGGACGCGACUCCUAGCCCCACCGACGCCACGCCCUUCCCCCGCGCAGCGGAGAAGGUGCUCCUGCCCGCUCAACUCCUCAUUCGCACUACAGGCAGCGAAGUGCCGACAUCCGAGACACUGUGGCUGCGUCUCCAGGUCGCCUUAGGCGCGGGGGACCACGCCGAGGCGUGGCGCCUCGUCAAGGCGGAGCGGAAGGGUGCGCUCUCCCGCCGCUGGUUCGGGAUGCAGGCUGCGCGCGAGCUCGCCGCGCGCGAUGACCCCGCUGCCCCGGCCGACCAGGUGUGGGCGGACGAGUACGAGGCGACCGCCGAGCUACUGCGUAACGAUGGCGAGGCGCAGCACAACUACGCAUUCUACCGUCACCUCAUGGAAGCGGCGCGGGAUGCCGAGCGCCGGGAGAAGGCGGUGGCGCUGUUCCGUGACCUCGUGCCCAAGAUCGGGGCGAAGGAGCGCGCGCCCCUCCUCGCCCUGCUCGAGCUCGACAUGCGCGCACCUUCUCUCUCAGAGGAGGAGUGGGAGGCGACGGUACACGAAUACCUCGCACGUUGGGGCGGGAAGUGGACGGCGCAGUCCGACCUCGCCGGCAUCGUGGGGACACACGGCGACACGCUCAAGAAGGUGAUGAAGGAGGCGGCGGGGUGCCCGCACACCGACGUGGGCAGCUUCGUGUCGCGCGCCGUGGCGGAGCUCUACCUCCUCUCUGUCGACCCGCCCACGCCGAGCGUGGACGAGGCUCGUCGCCUCUGGGAGCUCUACUCCGCGGGUCUGGCGUACGGCAAGAACCUGACCAGCAUGGAUCCGCAGCCCGCCGACCCCGUCGGCAUGACUGCGGUCUCGAUGUUGGGACGCCUCUGGCAGACGAACCCCGAAGACGAGGCGCCGCUGCAAUACGCCGCUGAGUGUCUCGAGUCGAUGGUGGCCGCCUCCCCGUCGUCAUACUAUGCCCGCUUUACGCUGUGCCGCGUCUAUCGGCUGCUUGGCGCCCCGGGGCUGUACGCCCAGCACCUGAAGAAGAUGAGUCUCUCUGAGAUCCAGCUCGACAACCUGCUGCACAUUGUGUCUGAGCGGGGCGGGAUCGAGGCGGACGCAGCGGGCAUCGCGCUGUGGACCGAACUCGAGGGCCGCGCGACGGACAUGUACGGCCGCGCCGUCACUGAUCUGCCAAACUACAUCAAGCAGGCAUUGCAGAACGAGACGUACUCCAAGGUCCACGGGAUGCGGGCGCUGAUUCGUGCUCUGGAACGCAGCGUCGCACAGCGCGUCCUCGAGGUCGAGGAGCUGUCGGUUGCGCUCGCCAAUGGCAGCUCGAUGUCCGAGAGCACCGUAGAAAGCCUUUCCGCGGCCUUGAAGGACGACACGCCGUUUGUCGACAACCGCAACUUUGAACUUAUGGCCGACGGCUUCGUCGGCGGGUCAGCGCCCCAACCCACGAUGAGUGAGGAGGCGGUGCGCGUGCUGGCGGCUGCGCUGCUCGGCGUCGCGGCAUACCUCUCCGGUAGACCUGAUGCGCCCGCCCUCCCCGACCGCUCGGGGUUGUCAGCGACCGACAAGGCGUUCGUCGACGGCAUCGAGACGCUUCUGGCCGCCGCGACGGCCGCGACGGCCGCGCCGACCUCCGUGUCUCCGACAACGCCGCCCGCGCCUGUCACCGCAUCGCCUGUGGCUGAGCUGUACGACGCAUCCAUCGCGGCGGUCCGGUCGGCGCCCACGACCUGGGCGAGGGUCGACGCAUACACCUCGCUAGCCCGCCUUGCCGGCGCCGCGCGUGCGGUCGAGAAGCGCGUGACGGAGCUCGCUGGGCCUGCGAAGAAGGGCAAGAAGCGCCCCGCAGGGUUAGUACAGCUCGGGGUGGGGCUGCGUACAACGCGCGAAGCGCUGCCCAAGCGCCUUGCGGAAGUCAACGCCGUCAUGCGCAAGGAGGUUGCGUGGGCCAGUGGGGGACUGGUGGAGGACCUCAGCAAGGACAUUAGUGCCAAGGUCGCGGAGGCGCGCGCGGACCUGUGCGCGGGCAUCGCGCGCCUCAUCACGCCCAAGUAGAAUCAUAGAUGUGCAUAGUGAUACAGUGCUAUUGUG
Cutaneotrichosporon oleaginosum is the source of this 2553-nucleotide messenger RNA. RefSeq lists its product as uncharacterized. Gene Ontology annotation, biological process: N-terminal peptidyl-methionine acetylation. The record is from RefSeq and is a predicted model, not a curated record. Lineage: Eukaryota; Fungi; Basidiomycota; Tremellomycetes; Trichosporonales; Trichosporonaceae. Gene Ontology annotation, cellular component: cytoplasm; NatB complex.